UGUUUUCAGCAUUACAGUUACGUAAUACUAGGUGAUAGCCCCCACAUUCUCGCAGGCCUGGCGUUGGCACCCCUAGGCUACCCCACUAAGUGUGGCCUGCGUUGUUUUCAUUACCGACGUGAUGCUGGCGUUAUCCAGAUCCAGUGUUACGCUGUGAACACUGGGAAUUCCAUGAGCUUCACGGCGUUUAGCGGCGAAGUGCUUGGCGUGCGGGCCUACAGCGCCACGGUUGCUCGUGAUGGAUUUUUUCCUUUCUAUGGCACCCAUGGAGGCUAUCAGCAUCCUCCGGCGCAGAUGCUCGGUGGGAUUGGAACAGCCGGUGCAUCCAGCCCGCAAUGCUUCUUAGGUUCUGCUGCGAAUGCCCGGCGCUCGAGCCAGUGCGUAUAUGGCCAGCAUAUAAGCCCUAUGGCAGCACGUCGCGAACCAGAAGCGUCGGAAGAGCGCUUUUCCGGUUGCCCAGCGCGGCCUACAACUUUGGCGUAUGUCAUGCUGCCACUUGAUACCGUGAACUCUGAGGGUGUCUUUCGCUAUGCUGGUUCGGCCUGGUUCUCCCAAGCGCUGCAACUUUUAGUCGCUUCUGGCGUUCACGGCGUAGCUAUGGAUUUUUGGUGGGGCGCCGUGGAGAGGAGUCCCGGACAAUACAACUGGUCUGGCUACAAACAGGCGCUGGAGGUCAUAAAGCAAACAGGCUUAAAAGUACAGGCCGUUCUGAGCUUCCACGCUUGCGGCGGGAAUGUCGGCGACACGGUUCAGAUCCCCUUGCCCGAGUGGGUGCUCCAGGCUGGCGAAGCCGACCCCGACUUGUUUUUCGCGGAUAGGCCGCGCAACGGUCGUCGCGGCAACCGCAACCGAGAGUACAUUUCCAUUUGGGCGGACGAUGCGCCUGGGGUGCUGCGUGGCCGCAGCCCCAUGCAGUGCUACGAGGACUUCAUGGCGAGCCUACGUGAUAACUUUAGCAUGGAGCUCGGAGCCGUGAUCGACGAGCUGGUGGUGGGGUCGGGGCCCUGCGGCGAGCUGCGGCUGCCCUCCUACGUGGAGGCGAACGGCUGGCGCUUUCCGGGGGCGGGGGAGUUCCAGUGCUACGACCGGCGCGCGCUGGCCUCGCUGGCGCAGGCGGCUCGGGAGGCGGGGCACCCCGAGUGGGGCUACACGGGUCCGCACGAUGCGGGGGAGUACAACAGCACUCCGGAGCACACCGGCUUCUUCAGCCAGAACGGCAGCUGGAACACGCCGUACGGCAGGUUCUUCCUGGAGUGGUACAGCAACUGCUUGCUGAAGCACGGGGAGCGGCUGCUUACCGUCGCCAACCAGGUCUUUGCCGCGAAGCGCCCUUGCCCCCCCAGCCUGUCCGCGCUGCAAACCAGCGGGUCAAGCAUGCUGCUGCAGCCCUGCUUCUCCCAAGGGCUGCAGCCCUCACCUGCAGGCGCGCGCGCAAGCAACGCCUCCCUCAACCGCCUGCUAGAGGCCGGGUGUGGCAGCGAUCCGAGCGCGAGCGAGUGCGGCUCCAUGCGGCCGCCGUCGGUGUCGCUGCCGCGUCGGAACGCAGCGGAGGGCUCAUUCGGCACCUCCAGCAUCUCCCCCAGCUGCACCUGCUCCUCCAUGUCGACCUACAUGGGGCUCAGCAGCGGCGGGAGCGGCUACCUGCCUGCUGGGCAGGUGCAGGCGGCCGUCGGCAUUGGGGCCGGGGCAUGCCAACCCAUGCAGCAGCUAGCGGCGACGGCUGGGGGAAGCGCGUCGUCGUUUGCGUCGCCGCGGAUGAUGGCGUUUGCUGCACAUGCCGAGUUGCACCUGCAGGCGGGGAGUGGGUGUGCGGGGCUGGGAGGGGACCCUACAGCUGCUGCCGGGUUGGGUAGCGGCGCCAGCUGCAGUGGAACGGGUGGUUCGCAGCGGCUGUCCCGCGUGAGCGCCGCCACGGCAGCAAUGGCGAGUGCGGUGUCCAUGCAGGACGUGGGAGUUGGCGCGGCAGCCGGCGCCACUGCUGGAGGAGGCAGCACUGGGAGCGGUCCGAAUCACAGCGGCUCUGGGGUUUUCGUCGCUGUUGCUGCGGAUGCCCUGAUGACGGACAUCGAGCCCAGCGAGGCCUCCCACACCUCCCUGGCGACUAUGCGCGAUGCGCUGCUAGAACCACCGCUGUCGCUGUGCGGGGAUGCCAGUGGACCCCUGUGCCAGCAGCCAGCAACCGGGGUGGUAGCAACGACCGCACCCUGCGGCGGCCCAAGCCUGACAUCAUCAGGCGUGCAGUGCCGCUCCUCUGCGUCUAUGAUAACGGAAAGCGAGCCGAUGUACGGUCAAGGAACGGCGUACAUGCCGGCAACAACGGCUACCGUUGCUGCUGCUGCCGCUGCGAACAUGGCCUGCAGCAGCGCUGUUCGGAUGGAUGUUUACAACUCGCUGUCGUCGCUUUCAACCGAGUGCACGACGACGGGCGUCGGGGCGCAUACGCAGGGGGUCAUGUUUUUGGACGUCGCGGCGUCGCUAGCAGCCGACGGGGACGAUGAGAGCGAUAUUGGCACGAGCUGCUGCACAGCUGUGGCACCAGAGGAGGCGGACGACCUCUUUUCCCUGGCAGCCGCCGCAGGCCGCGGCGGGGGUUGUCUGUCCGAGCAUGCGGCGGUAAUGCUAGCUCAGAGCUCCCCAUUCAACGAGGACGGCCGGACUAGCAGCAACGCCGGGCUGGGCAUGGGUAUAGACAGAGCAGGAAGCUGCGCUGCGCCAGUAACGGCAGCCACGGUAGUAGCGCCCGCUGCUCCUGCUUCCGCGUCUUCGAUGCUGUCCCCCUUGCCGUCGUGUUUGGCGCCAGCAGCAGCGACCGCCUCCUCACCAGCUGGAGGCCACGGCUUGCACCUGGCUCUCAAGAUCGCGGGGAUUCACUGGUGGUACCGCUCUCGGUCGCAUGCCGCGGAGCUGACGGCGGGGUACUACAAUGUGGACGGCCGGGACGGCUACGCAGCCAUUGUGGAGCUCUGCGCACGGCACCGGGCCAACCUGGUGCUCACGUGCGUGGAGAUGUGCGACUCGCAGCACCCCAUGCAGGCGCAGUGCGGGCCGGAGGGGCUGCUGCGGCAGCUGCGGCAGCUGGCGGCGCGCGCAGGGGUGUCGCUGAGUGGAGAGAAUGCGCUGCCUAUCUUCUCCUCUGGCGGAGUGGACACGGACGCUCUGGACCGCAUUGUUCAAAACGCGCGCGCUUGGCCUUCGCCUACAUCCGCUCGAAACGAGACCACCACCACCACCACCACCACGGGUUUCUCAACCAACCCCAUUACCUCGCUCUCGGCAUUCAUGCCGCACGGGGGAGCCCACUCCGCGCACCAGCUGCACCUCCCAACUGCCGCGCCGCUCUCGUCGUCCUUUGACAGCAGCAACAUCGUCUGCGCCGCGUAUCGCAUGUCGGAGUCAGGCCGGAUGGUCCAAGUCGAGUCGCACUGCCAACCGUUGGCGUCCUGUCCACAACUGCCGCAAGAGGUCUUGCCGCAACACGCGGUUGCAGGCACGUGGCCGGGCACAGCCUACUUGGAGCAACCCGGUUGCAUUGUGCCUAGCCCAGCGGCCGGCGCAGCAGCUGCCGGCAGCUCCUCACCCGUGCUUCCAGGGCUGCGCGCGUUUACGUUCUUGCGGUUGGUACCUGAAAUGCUUUUGCCGGGGUAUCAGACCCUGUGGCUACGUUUCAUGGGGAAGCUGGCGUCCACAAGCUGAGAUGCUUGGGGGUCGGCGCAUGGGCGAGAAGCUCCACGAUCGAUCCGUGGGUGAUCCGAUUCCAGCAAAGGUGCAGCCGUGCGCGCCCUGGUGCCCUGUUGACAUCUGCUGGGGUUACACUUUGUAUAUUUACUGGCUCCUGGCUACUUAUGAGGAGAUGGCGUAUAGAAGAUGAAAGACGAAUUGGGCGGAUUUGUAGGGGCUGUGUGAUUGAGAUUUGCUGCAAGACGCUCGAUCACUGUUGUAUCCUUGCCGUUGUGGCAUACCUAUCUCACCACUGGGUGUUUGCUCGGGCCGUCGAGCCCAGGUCAGGCAGCUUUGCAAUCGUCAUAUGCGCUAGAAGGGCGCCAUGCGUACAUACAUCGCAACCCUGUUGCUCUCUUUUCGUAUCGCACCUGAACAAUGCUAACGUGUUUAAAUAUGACAUGGUAGUACGGUAGUAAAGCUCCCAAGUAACACGUGUCGUUUGCGACAUCCUGUAGGUUGCUGUCUGCGUUAACGUGGUAUGGUUGCUGACCUUUCGGUCGGUCGCACGCUGCUUGCUGGUUUGUGCCUUGGUUGCUAAUGAUGAUGUUUUUUGUGGGAAGCUACAGUGACAUCGUUUGUUGCGUUGGCAUUGCUUGCAUCGAGUUUGAGGAGGGUUUGCGAGUGCGGGUUGCUGCAUGGCCGUUUGGGCCGAGGGCUGUCAGCUAGCCUCGCCUAGCUUUGAGCGACGCUGAUAGUACAGUUUGCACACACGCGCGGCUAUGCAUUUGCUUACUUAUAUGUUGGCUGUGGGGGGCUCGCUGUGCAUACGAUUCGCCAUUUGCCAUUCGGAAGGCAUGCGACUGCAGGAUUAAGGCGUUUGCCGUAUUCUUGCAACUUGAGAUUAGAUGCAGCAUGCCUGUGCCUACUGUAAUCUAAUGCGAGAUAUGUAGGCUGGACAGCUGCUUGACGUUGUCAUGCCUCGUAGCUGCUUCGGUAUGCCUGUUCUCACUCAGGGGUGGGCUAUAGACACCAGACGUGACUUGGGGACAGACAACUAGUUCCAUGUCUAACGGUAUGUAAAUGGAACGCGUGG
This is a messenger RNA of Astrephomene gubernaculifera, 4753 nucleotides long. The record is from the annotation of a GenBank genome assembly. Lineage: Eukaryota; Viridiplantae; Chlorophyta; Chlorophyceae; Chlamydomonadales; Astrephomenaceae.